AUGUCUCGUCUCCUCGGCACCAUUUACAACGCGGUCCUCCGCAGCAACACCACCAUGUUGUUCACUGUUUUCGGCGCCGCCUUCGGCAUGCAACUGGCGUUCGAUACAGGAUCAGACAAGAUAUGGGAUGCCAUGAACCGAGGGCGCCAAUGGAAGGACAUUAAGCAGCGAUACAUGGAGAAGGCCGAGGAUGACGAGUAG
Molecule: messenger RNA, 201 nt
Organism: Plenodomus lingam JN3
Lineage: Eukaryota; Fungi; Ascomycota; Dothideomycetes; Pleosporales; Leptosphaeriaceae
Biological process (GO): mitochondrial electron transport, ubiquinol to cytochrome c
Source: RefSeq, a predicted model, not a curated record